GAUUGGUCAGUGGGCUGGUUCUUAAAAGCUUCCAUUUCGGCCCGAAAUUGUUUCAUCUUCCCCUAAAACCCUACAUUUUAUCUGAUACUCACUGUCUCUCUCUCUGUCUCUCUCGCUCUCUGCGCGACAAGAUCGGCUGCUAAUUCCAGGUUAUUGUUGGUUUGAUGUUGCGCGCUGUCUCUUGAGAAAUCUAAAGAAUUAUUGAUUUGAUCAAUUGUUAUGGCGACUUUUGCUAAACCAGAGAAUGCUUUGAAGCGCGCUGAAGAGCUGAUCAAUGUUGGGCAGAAGCAAGAUGCGCUGCAGGCGCUUCAUGAUCUUAUCACGUCGAAGAGACAUAGAGCAUGGCAGAAGACACUUGAGAGGAUUAUGUUCAAGUACAUAGAGCUCUGUGUUGACAUGCGAAGGGGUAGAUAUGCCAAGGAUGGUUUAAUUCAAUAUCGCAUUGUGUGUCAACAAGUGAAUGUAACUUCUUUGGAGGAGGUGAUCAAGCAUUUUAUGCAUCUAUCUACUGAGAGAGCUGAGAUGGCUCGGAGUCAGGCACAAGCUUUAGAAGAAGCUCUUGAUGUUGAUGACCUAGAAGCUGAUAAAAGGCCAGAGGACCUAAUGUUAAGUUAUGUAAGUGGUGAGAAGGGAAAGGACAGGUCCGAUCGUGAACUUGUGACCCCGUGGUUUAAAUUCCUUUGGGAGACCUAUAGGACAGUUCUGGAAAUUUUGAGAAACAACUCGAAGUUGGAGGCACUUUAUGCGAUGACUGCACACCGUGCCUUCCAGUUCUGCAAGCAAUACAAACGCACAACAGAGUUUCGCAGGCUGUGUGAAAUCAUCAGGAAUCAUUUGGCCAACCUUAAUAAAUACAGAGACCAGAGGGACCGACCUGAUCUAUCAGCUCCAGAAAGCUUGCAAUUGUAUCUUGAUACAAGAUUUGAGCAGUUAAAGAUUGCAACCGAACUUGAACUCUGGCAGGAAGCUUUUCGUUCCGUGGAAGAUAUACAUGGAUUGAUGUGCAUGGUUAAGAAAACCCCGAAGGCCUCCUUGAUGGUUGUUUAUUAUGCGAAGCUAACAGAAAUUUUCUGGGUUUCAGGCAGCCAUCUUUAUCAUGCUUAUGCAUGGUUUAAGCUUUUCUCACUUCAGAAAAGCUUUAACAAGAAUUUGAGUCAGAAAGAUUUACAAUUAAUUGCAUCAUCUGUGGUCUUGGCUGCUCUCUCAGUUGCCCCAUAUGACAACACGCGUGGGGCAUCUCAUUUGGAGCUUGAACAUGAGAAAGAGCGGAAUUUGAGGAUGGCUAAUCUUAUAGGGUUCAUUAUCGACCCUAAACUUGAGAGUAGAGAAGUGCUUUCACGGUCAUCUCUUCUCACAGAACUGGUUGCAAAAGGUGUAAUGACCUGUGUGACUCAAGAAGUAAAAGAUCUUUACCAUCUUUUGGAGCAUGAGUUUCUCCCUCUAGAUCUUGCAUCAAAAGUGCAGCCUUUGUUAACCAAAAUUUCCAAACUUGGGGGUAAGCUUACUUCGGCAUCUUCUGUACCAGAGGUCCAUCUAUCUCAAUACAUUCCCACGCUGGAAAAGCUUGCCACUCUAAGAUUGCUUCAGCAGGUGUCUCAGGUGUAUCAGUCAAUGAAGAUAGAGAAUUUAUCUAAAAUGAUCACCUUUUUUGAAUUUUCUGCUGUGGAGAAAAUCUCUGUCGAUGCAGUCAAACAUAAUUUCCUUGCAAUGAAAGUUGACCAUAUGAAGGGUGUUGUUGCAUUUGGUAACUCGGGUCUAGAAUCGGACGGGAUGCGUGAUCACCUGAUGAUUUUUGCUGAAUCUUUAAAUAAAGCAAGGUCAAUGAUAUUGCCUUCUGUAAAGAAAGCAUCACGACUAGGUGAAAUGCUGCCCGAUUUAGCAGAGAUUGUUGAAAAAGAGCACAAGAGGCUUCUUGCUCGGAAAUCAAUUAUUGAGAAACGCAAGGAAGAGCAAGAACGCCAGCUAUUGGAGAUGGAGCGGGAGGAGGAAUCAAAAAGGCUUAAGCUGCAGAAAAUAACUGAAGAAGCAGAACAAAAGAGGCUAGCAUCUGAGUAUGAGCAAAGAAAGAACCAAAGGAUCAUUAGGGAAAUAGAGGAGCGUGAACUUGAAGAAGCACAAGCUCUACUUCAAGAGGCUGAAAAGCGUAGUAAGAAGAAGGGAAAGAAGCCUCUCAUAGAAGGAGAAAAAGUGACAAAACAAUCUUUGAUGGAGUUAGCGCUGAAUGAGCAACUUCGGGAGAGACAUGAAAUGGAGAAGAAACUGCAAAAACUAGCUAAAACGUUGGAUUACUUGGAAAGGGCAAAAAGAGAAGAGGCAGCACCUUUAAUUGAAGCUGCAUUUGAACAACGUCUGGUGGAAGAAAAGGUGCUUCAUGAACGAGAACAACAGCAAGAGAUUGAGCUGAGCCGGCAGCGUCAUGAUGGAGACCUUAUGGAGAAAAAUAGGCUGUCAAGGAUGUUGGAGCAUAAGAUACAAUUCCAGGAAAGGGUCAUGAACUGUCGGCAAGAAGAAUACGACAGAUUGAGAGCUGAGCGAGAGGAGCGGAUCAACCAAAUUCUUCAGCAGCGGAGACAAGAGAGGGAAUAUAAGAGGAAAAUGUUGUUCUAUUUGAGGACAGAGGAGGAAAGGCUGAGAAAAGUGCACGAAGAAGAGGAAGCUCGUAAGCGUGAAGAAGCUGAAAGGAAGAAGAAAGAAGAAGCUGAGCGGAGGGCAAAGUUGGACGAGAUUGCUGAAAAGCAGAGACAGAGAGAGCGGGAACUGGAAGAGAAAGAGAGGGCAAGGAGAGAAGCUCUCCUGGGAAGAUCGACUGAAGGGCCUCCAAGGUCUUUUGACCUCCCUGGCGGAGCCCGCCCAAUGGAACCUGUAGCUGCUGCUCCAGCAGCUGCUGCAGCUGCAGCUGCAGCAGCACCAGCACCAUCUCCCUCCCCAACCCCCGCGAAAUACGUUCCUCGGUUCCGGCGUGAGCAAGUCGAGAGUGCAGGGCAGGCUACUACACCUGCAGAACCUGACCGAUGGGGCAGCAGUCGGCCAGACGAUCGCCCAGCUCCACCCCGUGACAGCUGGCGCAGCAGCGAUGAUCGUAGACCUGCAUUUUCUGGUGCGGCCAGUGGCCCAAGGUCUACUUGGUCUUCUUCCAGGGUUCCUCCUCGUGGCGAACGCUGAUUAUUGAUAUCGAUUCAUUUGCUUCAUCUCUGAUCGUUCAUUUGCUUCAUCUCUGAUCAUUCAAAUAUAAUCAACGACAAAUUUUGAGUAGGUGUGUUCCCGCUUGUCUCUUUCUCCCUUUGAAAAAUUGGUACAGUUAGAAUUGCAAUUAUUAUUUUCGGAUGCUGAAUAACUGGGACAAAUGAACAGCGGAUUUCAAUCUUCAUGCUGAGUUUUUGUGGACAAACCAUCUAGGGCUUUUUUUAUUAUGUUUGUAAUUUUGUGGUCAAGAUGAGUAGCCAUUUCAUACUUGGUUUUGGUUUGAGAACACAAUUGUUUUUUUACUUUUAUUACUACUUUUUAUGUUGAUUAUAUGCUGCCCAGCAUUGCUUUCUA
Molecule: messenger RNA, 3537 nt
Organism: Camellia sinensis
Lineage: Eukaryota; Viridiplantae; Streptophyta; Magnoliopsida; Ericales; Theaceae
Gene: EIF3A
Product: eukaryotic translation initiation factor 3A
Biological process (GO): formation of cytoplasmic translation initiation complex; translation reinitiation
Cellular component (GO): multi-eIF complex; eukaryotic translation initiation factor 3 complex, eIF3m; eukaryotic translation initiation factor 3 complex, eIF3e
Molecular function (GO): mRNA binding; translation initiation factor activity
Source: RefSeq, a predicted model, not a curated record